Messenger RNA from Nomascus leucogenys (northern white-cheeked gibbon), 440 nucleotides. RefSeq names its product chromosome 11 C19orf33 homolog (gene C11H19orf33). The record is from RefSeq and is a predicted model, not a curated record. NCBI's taxonomy places the organism in Eukaryota, Metazoa, Chordata, Mammalia, Primates, Hylobatidae. Gene Ontology annotation, cellular component: nucleus.
CCUCCAACGGGCAGGUCUCAGCGCUCCUCCUCCUGCUCGGCUCCUCUGCAGGGCCCAGGCGCCCUUGGCCUUGGGACACUUCUCUCACCGCUAUGGAGUUCGACCUCGGAGCAGCCCUGGAGCCCACCUCCCAGAAGCCUGGUGUGGGGGCGGGCCAUGGGGGAGACCCCAAGCUCAGUCCCCACAAAGUUCAGGGCCGGUCGGAGGCAGGGGCAGGUCCGGGUCCAAAGCAAGGACACCACAGCUCUUCCGAUUCCAGCAGCAGCUCCAGCGACUCGGACACGGAUGUGAAGCCCCACGCUGCUGGCUCCAAGCAGCACGAGAGCACCCCGGGCAAGGCCAAGAAGCCCAAAGUGAAGAAGAAGGAGAAGGGCAAGAAGAAGAAGGAGGCUUCCCACUGAAGGGCCCUGGACAGGGCUCAUUAAACCUUCCUCUCUGCC